AUGUCGCAAUAUAAAAAUUCAGAUGGAGAGAUAAUUGAUACUUUAAAAUUAUUCGUGAAAAUAUAUUGUGGAUUAAGGAAAAAAUCUGACCAGCAAAGCAGAUUUCGGAAUCCAAGAUAUCGGGAAAAUGUUUCAAUGAUUACCCUAGGCACUUUUGCAACUGAAGCAGAUUUAACUCAUAAUUUGAGCAUGAAUUAUUCAGUUCCUUGCUUAUUGGGCCCAAAUAAAGCUCAAGAAGCUGAUAGCUACUCAUCAAAGAAAUUUUUGGGGAAAAAAUUCAAUUAUAAAGAAUAUACUAAGGAUGAGUUUUCUAUCAUCCAUUCAGUGUACAUCAAUAUUGUGAAAGACUACUUAGGAACCAGUUGAAUUCAGCAAAUAAAAAAUCAUUAUGAAGUCCACAGAAUUGCAAUUGCACAGUUUUUUCUAAAUUGCUACGUUUACGAUCAAAGUUUUCUCAAUAUUCUGCUUCUUGGUAUAGGAAAAAAAGACUGAGUUGAUCUGACCACCUUUGUAAACUGUAUUGAAGGAAUCCAUCAAAAGCCAAUCGCUCAGUUUUUCCUACAAAGUUCCCGUGACCCCAAGCUAGAAUGCUGUUUUACCAAGCAAAAAUUAGUAUUUUUCUUUAAUUUGGUAUACAAUGAAAAAAAGGACGAUCUAAAUUUCGAAGAUCUAAAAACUGUCGUGAACAUGGCCCAUAAGAAAUCUAAAGGUGAAAACCGUGCAAUCGAGAAAAUGGCAUUUUUCUUUUUGAAAAAAGCUAAUAAACGAAGAGGAACCCCAAAAAACAGAAUUAAAUUAGAGGAAUUUUUGUCAAUGAUGCUUGCAAUUCCUAUGGAAUAA
Blepharisma stoltei is the source of this 840-nucleotide messenger RNA. NCBI's taxonomy places the organism in Eukaryota, Ciliophora, Heterotrichea, Heterotrichida, Blepharismidae. The record is from the annotation of a GenBank genome assembly.